AUGCCCUCGUCCACCGACGCCGCACGCUACAACCACAAGCUCGACCUCUCGGGCAAGACGGCCGCAGUCGCAGGUGGCACCCAAGGCAUCGGUGCCGCUGUCGGCCUCCGAUUCGCUCAAGCCGGCGCAAACGUCUACGUCAUCGGCCGCAACGAGAAGCUCGGCGAGGACGUCGUGCGCCGCUGCAGGGCUCAGGCGGGCGCAGCCGCUGACGGCAAGACGUUCGAGUUCAUCAAGGCCGACCUGUCGUGCGUCCCCGAGUCUCGCUCACUGUGUUCUCAAGGGAGACGAGCUGACAUGCACGCGAGCGACAGGUCCGUGAGCGAGGUGCACCGCGUCGCCAAGGAGCUCGAGCGCAAGACGGGCAAGGCCGGCAUCGACUACCUCGUCACGACCCAGGGUGGUCCUCCGCACGGCGCCUACACGCAGACAUCGUCGACGCCGUCGCACGACGCCCACUUUGCCGUCCAGACCCUGUCGCGCUUCGGCCUCGCGUACCUCCUCGCGUCGUCCAACACGCUCAAGGACACGUGGCUGAGCGUGUGCGCGCCCGCCGGCGCCAAGGGCCCCGAACCCGACGUCGACGACCUCGAGCUCGAGAAGCGCGAGCACCGCGACAAGUGGCUCCUCGGGCGCAUCAUGGGCCAGGGCAAGCAGGACUCGGCGCUCGGGGACGCAGUCGCUGUCCAAUUCCACAAGCACUUUCCGCACCUGCGCUCGGCGCACCUCUUCCCCGGCUUUGUCUUUACCAACGCCCUCGCGUCGACCUCGCUCGUCCCCUCGCCGAUCCUGUCGCUGUACAACCUCGUCGGGCCCCUCGCGGCGCGCAUCCUGCCCUUUGGCAACCUGCCCGAGACGUACGCCGACGUGCCCGUGUACGUCGCGGCCAACCCGGCAGCGCGCAGCCAAGGGCUCGAGUACUGCAACGAGCGCAUGAAGCCGCUCGGGAGCCCGGCGUGGGCCGAGGGCGCGACGGGCGCAAAGGUGUGGGACGGGCUGAGGGCCAUGAUCGAGGAGUGAGCUGGUGGGCGGGCGAGCGAGGAGCCGGAGAGGAGGGGCGGAACGUGUUUGAGAAGGUCGCGCUUUGCUCGUCGGUCGCGGGCGCAGCCGUGGCUGUAGCCAGUCUCGCUUUGCAGUGUCACUCUUGUACAUAGCUG
Rhodotorula graminis WP1 is the source of this 1157-nucleotide messenger RNA. RefSeq lists its product as uncharacterized. NCBI's taxonomy places the organism in Eukaryota, Fungi, Basidiomycota, Microbotryomycetes, Sporidiobolales, Sporidiobolaceae. The record is from RefSeq and is a predicted model, not a curated record. The transcript is spliced from 5 exons. The coding region runs from base 1 to 1020 and encodes 339 amino acids.